Pangasianodon hypophthalmus (striped catfish) is the source of this 5907-nucleotide messenger RNA. RefSeq names its product ARVCF delta catenin family member b (gene arvcfb). The coding region runs from base 491 to 3397 and encodes 968 amino acids. Gene Ontology annotation, biological process: cell-cell junction assembly; cell-cell adhesion. The record is from RefSeq and is a predicted model, not a curated record. Lineage: Eukaryota; Metazoa; Chordata; Actinopteri; Siluriformes; Pangasiidae. The transcript has 22 exons. Gene Ontology annotation, molecular function: cadherin binding. Gene Ontology annotation, cellular component: plasma membrane; adherens junction; cytoplasm.
CGGGGUUUAUCGGGUGGCGAUUUGUUUUCUCCAUGUGGCGUUGUUGCUGUAGGUUUUUCGAAGCUUUAAUCCUGUUGUUGUUGAAAAAUAACACUCCAAAACACACUAAAAACAAGGAAUUACAACCACACGAGCUUUAUUUCUGUUUUUUCCUGAGCGUUUUGAUGGAUUUUUAUUAAUGGGCCGCACCUGAAGAGUUUUGGUAUCAAUCAUCAAGCAAGCAGGUGAUCAGGAUUGAACUGCACUUCAUUAUUAAACUGCAGAAUUAAAAGGCGGUGGAUGGAAGCCACAUUUUCUGUGUUAAAGGUGUGUCGUGUUCGAUCAGAGGCUCUGUGCGGAUGGCUCUAAUGAGGAUCUGAGCUUUUAUAUGGGAAUUUCUCUUCAGACCGAGCCAGUGGGACAUCUCUCCUCCGUGUCGGUCUGUAGCGGAGGAUGUCCUUUCUCUAACUCGUCCUGCUCCACUAACCUCUAGUGCAAAGUCCGAGCGGACAUGGAGGAGUACGAGGCGCGUUCGGCCGCCAGCAUCCUGGCCUCGGUUAAAGAGCAGGAGGCGAGGUUUGAGCAGCUGACGCGGGCGCUUGAGGAAGAGCGACGCCACGUCUCCCUGCAGCUGGAGCGCGCCAACAUGCCACGCGCCGACCACCUCCCGUGGCAGCAGGUGGUCAUGCAGGAGCAGAGUCCCAGCAACCAGACGUCUCUGGCCAUGAUGCAGGAGCCGCAGGAGGUGGUGGAGGAGACGGUCACUAUAGAGGAGGACCCCGGCACGCCCACUUCACACGUCUCCGUGGUGACGUCAGACGAUGGAACCACGCGCCGCACAGAGACCAAGGUGACCAAGAUGGUGAAGACAGUGACGACCCGCACUGUGCGUCAGGUCCCGCUGGGUCCCGAUGGUCUGCCGGUUCCCGACGGCUCUUCGCCGCUGGGCAGCUACACAGACUCCAUCGACCGUCGCUUCAUGAAGAACGGCGAGCGCUUCGUCACACCUCAGGCCACGUCCACGCUCACACGCUCCUACAACCACAGCAACUAUGGCGACUCGUUCUACAGCCCACACGACGCCUACGGGGACGUUUGCGACAACUACGGCAGCCUCUCCCGUGGCCUCAACUACCGGCCCUACCGGCCCUACGGCUACCGCAUGGAGAACAGCUACACCCUCCCCAUCCGCAGGGACGACUACGGGCACAUGGCACAGCCACAAGUACCUGUGGGCGGCAGCAGCACCCUGGACCUCAAUCGCUCGCAGCCGGAGCGCUUCCAGCCCGAGCCGUAUGGACUGGAGGACGACCGGCGCAGCCUCGGGCCGGACGACGAAGAGCCGUACGAGCUGGAGCCUGACUACUCCACCGCCAACCGCCGCACACUGCCCACCGCUGCACGCGCCAUGAGGGACCCGCUGCGCAAUGGCCCUCGCAUCAGAGGCUACGAUGACCCCAUUGAGUCUGAACUAAUUGAUGAGCGGCACCGCUAUGCUCCUGGCAUGUACCCCGCCCCGCUUGCACAGCCCGAGCGGGGCAGCACGGCCAGCUUGGAUGGUGGCAUCGAUGGUGGCAUCGCACGUCAGGACCCACGCUGCUGGCGUGACCCGGACCUCCCCGAGGUCAUUGCUAUGCUGGGCCACCCUCUCGAUCCGGUCAAGGCCAAUGCCGCCGCCUACCUGCAGCACCUGUGCUACGAGAACGACGCGGUGAAGAAGGCCGUGCGACAGCUGAACGGCAUCCCAGCUCUAGUGGCCUUGCUCGAGCACCCCAAGGGCGAAGUGCAGCGCAAGGCAUGUGGAGCUCUGCGCAACCUCUCCUUCGGCAAGGACAAUGAAAACAAGGCGGCCAUUAGGAGCUGCGAUGGCAUCCCCGCUCUCGUUCGCCUGCUCAGGAAAAGCGGCGACGCCGAGGUCCGCGAGCUUGUCACAGGAACGUUGUGGAAUUUGUCCUCGUACGAGCCAUUGAAGAUGGUGAUCAUAAACCACGCUCUGCAGACCAUGACCAACGAGGUGAUCAUCCCGCACUCGGGCUGGGAGGCUGAGCCCAACGAGGACUCGAAGCCCCGGGACGCCCAGUGGACCACCGUCUUCAAGAACACAUCCGGAUGCCUGCGAAACGUGAGCUCGGACGGCGCGGAGGCGCGCAGGAGGCUGCGGGAGUGCGACGGACUGGUGGACGCCCUGCUCCAUGCCCUACUGUCAGCCGUGGGGAAGAAGGACAUGGAUAACAAGUCUGUGGAGAACUGCGUGUGCAUCAUGAGGAACCUUUCCUACCACGUUCACAAAGAGGUCCCGGGAGCGGAGAAGUACCAGGACCCGUCCUCUCUUCAGGCUCCCGGCUCCACGGGGACGCACAGGAAGAAGAAGGACGACGCUGGUUGCUUCGGUGGCAAGAAGGCUAAAGAGGAAUGGUUUAAUCAAGGGAGGAGAAACGGGGACAACGACAAAAACUACGACACGAUGGAUCUCCCGAAGCGCACAGAGCCUACUAAAGGGUUCGAGUUGCUCUACCAGCCCGAGGUGGUGCGUCUCUAUCUGUCCCUGCUGACCGAGAGUCAGAACUACAACACCUUGGAGGCGGCAGCAGGGGCCUUACAGAACCUCAGCGCUGGACAGUGGACCUGGUCCAACUACAUCCGGGCGACAGUGCGUAAGGAGAAAGGCCUGCCGAUCCUGGUGGAGCUGCUCCGCUCCGACUCGGAUAAGGUGGUGCGCGCCAUCGCCAUCGCCCUGCGUAACCUCUCCAUCGACCGACGCAACAAAGACCUUAUAGGGAGCUACGCGAUGAGGGAUUUGGUGAGUAACCUGCCGAGCGGUCAGCAGCGUCCAGCCAAGAACCUGGAGGAGGACACGGUGGUGGCGGUGCUCAACACCAUCCACGAGAUUGUGACAGACAGCUCGGAGAACGCUCGCUCGCUCAUCAUGGCUCAGGCCAUCGAUAAACUGGUGGCCAUCCACAGGACCAGCCAGUCAGCCCGAGAGACCAAGGCUGCUUCUCACAUCCUGCAGACGGUGUGGAGCUACAAAGAGCUGAGGAACACCCUCACCAAGGACGGCUGGAACAAGACUCAUUUCCAGCCCACGGCGACCGUGGCUCCGAAAGGCUCAAAGAGCAGCAAGUCAGGAUACGAUGACACCACCCUCCCCCUGAUGGAGAAGAGCCAAGGCGACAGAGGCUGUGGCACUGGUGCUAUGAUACCUAUGGAUGAACUGGGUCCAGACGGUUAUUCCACUAUUGACCAAAGGGACAAAGACUGCAAAUAUAAAACCAGCGACGCCUCGUCGGAUCUGACAGAGCGAGAGCCUCUGAAGAAUGACACGAAUAGGAAGCACUAUAUCCGGAGCAACAGGCCGGCAGUGAGUCUUGUGGAUGCUUGCGAUGUCAAGCCUCAGCCUGUUGACUCCUGGGUGUAAAUGCAUGCAUGGCUUAGCCAGCGUCAGCGCUACAUCACAACCAGUCAAAGGAUCUCACAAGACACGAGUCACCACUGCCAUUUUCUCCACGAUUCGCCAACGUGGACUCAUCAGCAAAGAGACAAACAAAAAAAAAAACAACACACAGCGCAUUCUUUAGUUUGGCGAGAUGAAAUGAAACGGAACGACGGACAGCAGCAACAACACACAAAAAAAAAUGUACAUUUCUCACACACGUGCAUUCCCACGGCGUGACGAGGAUCCGAGCAGCACGACACGAACUCCAUGGAUGGAUGAAGGAAGGAUGAAGGAUGAAGGAUGAGUGCAGCAGGGAAAGUGAAAGUGGGGAGAGGUGGACAUGAAGGUGUAUGGAAAAGAAAUAGACUGAAAGGAAAAUAUUUAGUUUGUGUUAUUUUUUUUUUUUAGUUUUGUUUACUUGUUUUUUUGUUUCUUAUUUUCUUCUGUUUCAUGGUUUUUUUUUUAUAUAUAUAUAUAUUAUGGAUAUUGCUCUUUUUUAUGGAAGUGAAGAUGGUGGAUUGAAGGAUGUGUUCUGAGGGGAGAAGAAACGUUUGUGGGUUGUGUAUUGGUUUGAAAUUUUAAGUGUGACAGAACUUAGAAAAAAAAAAACCCAUUGUGUCGUGACGUUCUGCUAAUUUUGUCUGUGAAGCGGUUCCAUGCUCCAGUCUUUCGUACUUCAGUGCACGGUGUUGGUGUCGCCUUUGUACUAUAAUUCACCCAGCAGUGUUUAACAGUGAAUCGCUAACCGUGAAUGUAUGCUAACAGGGGCGUGUUUGCAUCAUCGCGUUCGCUAACAGGCCAGGUGGCGUUUGUCGGUAGCAGGAUUAGCAUUAGCAUCCCUGCUAACGUGGCGAUCGUGCUGCGCUCCGGGUUGGAUUAACACGAUUAAGAAACGGAAAAGGGAGGAUGGUGUGGAUCGUUUUUUGAAGCACGCUAUCACAUUUUAAAGCAUUUUAUAUUUUUGUUGCUGUUGUAAAUGUACAUUCGAAAGAAAACAAAAAACAAAAAAAAGUCAAGACAAACUCUUUAUACAUUGCUAGACAUCUGCGAGUUUCAGAUCAGGAUGCAAGGCAUAAAGCGUCACCUUCUUUGUAAAAAAAAAAAAAAAAAAAUCACUAAAUAAAAAAAAUCUACUGAAAGAGAGAGUAAUUGUGUAUGAAAAGGCAGUGGAGGAACGCUCGUCGUCUGUUUGUGUUCCAGGAAAAUGUUAUCUUGGCUGGUGUUUUUACACCACAGCGGGUUGAUGUAAUCAGAGAGAAAACAGACAACAGUGUCAAAAGCACGGAUUCAGGCUUCGGGCUAAAUGUAAAAAUGUAUUAUUUGGUGUAAAUCAGUGUGUAAGACCUCAGCGGUUAAGGGUCAGCUGGUGAGCGUGACCCUGGGCCCUGAACCUCAGCUCUGUGAUUGGACUGGAUUGGAUUCUGCCUCACUCGCUGUAAAUGUGAUGUAAAUGUCAGACAUUUCCACGCUGUAGAGGGAAUACAGAAUGAUGGAUCACUCACAGGUGGGACGAGAGACAUGAACGACGGCGUCACUCCGUUUUCUCGCGUGUAGAUUAUUGUGGAAGGAGGCGCCAGGAUGUGGUGAAGGUGUGAUCUGUAACAUCAGCUGUAAGCACGCAGCAUGUGCCUGCUGUAUCCCUCCGCGCGCCUCAUCAUGUGACACGCUUGCAGUGGGCUUUUUCUUCUUUUUUCUUUUUAUAGUGUUAUAACCAAGACGUCUAACACCAACAACAGCAGAAAAGUUGUCAGUAGCUUUGUGUAUUAACUUUACAUUUUUUUUUGUUUGUUUUGUUUUUGGAAAGAUGAACUGUACUCCGUAUCCCCCCCUCAUCCAGACUGCCUUUUUUUGUUUGUUUGUUUCGCAGUACACAACCAAAGGACUUUGGGAUUGUAUAUUCUGAAGUUGGAUCUACGAGCGUGAAUAAGAUUGUAUAUUUACCGAAAAGGGUGGAAAAGUGGAAUCGAGACCUACCUUUGUAGAUAUCACUCAAAACCACACACACACACACACACACACACACACACACACACACACACGGUAAAUGUACAACUCGGUAGCAAACGUGUUUGUAACUAUCAUAUGUGCCUUAACCCUUCUCUGUGUUAGAUCGAGAAUAACUGUGUUUUCUAUUAAGCUCUUUGUUGUUCCUCUUUCCGAUUCCCAUUCUCUCUAUCCCCCCCCCCCCCCCCCUCUCUCUCUCUCUCUCUCUCUCUCUCUCUCUCUCUCACUCCAUGUCCUCAGUGUAGUCUAGACUGGUGGUGGGUUUUUGCCUUGUGUUUUACAUUGUACUCUAUAGACACACUAAACGGGGUCGAUGACGUAGAGGAGAACGUCGCUCAUGCUUUCGUAGUGCUCGAUGCCACGAUGCUCCAGAAUGUAUUCCGUUCAUUUUACUAAUCCCCUGAUGGGAACACAGCACUUGUUAGAAUCCAGCGGAGAUUUGUAGGGUAUCACUUUGGUGUGUUUUCAAUAAAUCAUGCCUGGAAAGA